This is a messenger RNA of Hansenula ciferrii, 633 nucleotides long. RefSeq lists its product as uncharacterized. Lineage: Eukaryota; Fungi; Ascomycota; Saccharomycetes; Phaffomycetales; Wickerhamomycetaceae. The coding region runs from base 1 to 633 and encodes 210 amino acids. Gene Ontology annotation, molecular function: DNA helicase activity. Gene Ontology annotation, biological process: telomere maintenance; DNA repair. The transcript has a single exon. The record is from RefSeq and is a predicted model, not a curated record.
AUGAAUAGGUUUCUCAAAGAUCUAAUGAAAAAUGAUUUUCUUUUUGGUAAUAAAGUUAUCAUUUUAGGUGGUGCUUAUAAACAAAUUCUUCCAGUUGUGAAACAUAAAGCAUCCACCGCUUCUUUAAAUUUGUGUCUGUUUAAUUCUACUUUGUUUCCUUCCUUUAAAUUAUUUAAUUUGGUCCAAAAUAGAAGAUUGAUGAAUGAUACAACAGGUUAUGUUGACUGGGUAGAAAAGGUUGGUGGUGGUGAUACUUCAGUGUGUGCCUCUUCAGCUUCUCAGCCUUUCAGAUUCUUGGUUCCUCUUUCUGGAAAUUUAUUGAAUAAUGUUGUUUUCUCUCAAGUUGACUUGAUAAAAAAUGUCUUUGGUGAAUCUUUCCCUUAUUCAAGUGAUACCAAUCAAUUAAUAGAUUUGUUUAAGGAAAAUAUUUUACUUGCUGCAACUAACAAGGCUGUUAAUGAGUUAAAUGGUUUAAUUUUAUCUUCUUUGUUUAAUCCUAAUAUGCCAAUGGGUUCUUUGAUUGCUGUUAAUGAAGUUUCAAAAGGUCCUUCGGAUCAUCAAAAAUUAAAUUAUACACCAGAUAAUCUGGCAAACAUUGAUAUCGAAGGUUUCUCUGAUAGUGUUAUAUUAUAA